AUGACAGGGAUUAGGACCGUAAUUUUUGUUUCGCUUGCUGGAUCAGUUUCAUUCACAUUCUUACUGUUAGCCUGUGCGUUACCACAGUACAAUGUUUGGUGGCCACUAUUCAUGCUGAUAUUUUACAUACUAGCACCACUUCCAUUGCUGGUCGCUAAAAAUUUCCAGGAAAGCUCUUCACUGGGGGAUGUGAGCGUUUUUCUGACCACAAUCGUGAUAGUAUCCGCAUAUGCACUGCCUAUACUGUUUGCUCGAGCACCUAAAGAAAAUCCCCUCUUUGUCAUCUUUUUAAAACUUGGAGACAGCUGUAUAUAG
Molecule: messenger RNA, 315 nt
Organism: Schistosoma guineensis
Lineage: Eukaryota; Metazoa; Platyhelminthes; Trematoda; Strigeidida; Schistosomatidae
Source: the annotation of a GenBank genome assembly